AAAAAAAAAUAAAAGUCUGAAACAAAAUGUAAUUUGAACUUUGAACACCAUCCCCUUCCUCCUCCCAAAGCAACAAAUCGUCAUUUUGGGUAUUUAAUCAAAUAUUGACGCCGUCGAAUUUAUUUCAACAUUUCUGACAUCCGACACUGUUGUUUACUGGUUGGAGGUUAUCGGGUACACUUCGGCUUCACGUCUGGCUGCGCAGUCAACACACACUCUCGCACGUGGAGCUACGUCAGGUAAGGAGAAACUGAACUUGUGUAGCCAUGGAAACCAUUCUUGUCAUUGGAAGUGGUGGUCGGGAACAUGCGUUGGCAUGGAAACUUGCUCAGUCACCUAGUGUGAGGCAGGUCUUUGUCAGUCCAGGAAAUGCUGGAACAUCAAAGAAUGGGAAAAUAGAUAACACAGCACUUGAUGUCAAAGAUUUUGGUGCUAUUGUUAAGUACUGCAAGGAUGAAUCGGUUGGCUUGGUGGUGGUCGGCCCAGAGGAUCCACUGGCUAAUGGUAUCAGUGACUACCUUAUUGAAGCAGGUAUUCCAUGUUUUGGACCAAGUGCAGCAGCAUCUCAGAUAGAAGCCAGCAAGAAUUUCUCUAAACAGUUUAUGUGUCAGAAUGGUAUCCCCACAGCUCGGAACCAGAGCUUUACAGAGGUGGAGUUGGCUUGUAAACACAUCAAUCAGUCAACAUAUCCUGCCCUAGUGGUGAAAGCCAGUGGUCUGGCUGCUGGGAAAGGGGUAGUGGUGGCAGAGUCAAAGGAAAUGGCUUGUCAGGCUGUCCGGGAAAUGUUACAGGAGAAGAAGUUUGGUGUGGCGGGAGAAAGUGUACUGGUGGAGGAAGUAUUGGAGGGUGAGGAGGUGUCGUGUUUAGCAUUCACUGAUGGCUCUACAGUUGUGAUGAUGCCGCCAGCUCAGGAUCACAAAGCGCUGAAUGAAGGAGACACCGGCCCAAACACCGGCGGCAUGGGAGUGGUGUGUCCCUACCCCAAGGUCUCCAAGGCAGACUUGGACAAGAUACAGACAGACAUACUGCAGAAAGCUGUAAAUGGAAUGAGGGAGCGUGGUACACCUUAUAAAGGUGUACUAUAUGCUGGAAUAAUGUUGACAGCAGAUGGUCCAAAAGUCCUGGAGUUCAACUGUAGGUUUGGGGAUCCUGAGGCACAGGCUAUUCUGUUGCUGAUGACCUCCGACCUUUUCGACACCUGUCUUGCUUGCACAAAUGGCAGCUUGAGUGACCAUUGUCCAGUGUUUGACCAUCAGAGCUGUGUGACUGGAAUAGUACUGGCCAGUGGAGGAUACCCAGGGUCCUAUAAGAAAGGGAUGACCAUCACAGGUUUAGACCGAGCAGAAUCACAUGGACUGACCGUGUUCCAUGCAGGAACUGCUGGAGAUGAGGACACGGUUCUGACCAAUGGUGGCAGAGUCCUAGCUGUCAUGGCAACCAGUCACAACUUCCGUACAGCUUGUAACCUGGCAACCCGAGGAGCUGCCCUGGUGAAAUUUGAUGGGGCUUACUACAGGAGGGACAUAGGGUUCAAGGUGUACGCUAGUUGCCCCGAAGAGCCUGGAAUGACCUAUCGGGAUUCAGGUGUAAACAUUACUGCAGGAAAUAGUCUGGUGGAGGCCAUCAAGCCUCUUGCAUCCAUGACCAGUCGGGCUGGCUCUACCGUAAAACUUGGAGGGUUUGGAGCACUGUUUGAUAUAAAGGAGGCUGGAUACACAGACCCAAUCCUGGUGGCUGGUACUGACGGUGUUGGUACAAAACUGAAGGUUGCCAAGGAUACCGGCUGUCACAGUACUAUAGGGAUUGACUUGGUUGCUAUGUGCGUCAAUGACAUACUGGCACAGGGGGCGGAACCACUGUUUUUCCUUGACUACUUUGCCACAGGGAGACUGGAUGUAAACUUGGCUAAGGAUGUGAUAGCUGGGAUUACAAAGGGCUGUGUGGAAGCUGGCUGUUCUCUCAUAGGAGGAGAAACUGCCGAGAUGCCUGGGAUGUAUCCAGGCGGAGAGUAUGAUGUGGCUGGUUUUGCAGUUGGUGCUGUCGAACGAACAAACAUCCUACCACGACUAAAUGAAAUAUCAACAGGAGAUGUCCUGAUUGGUCUGAAAUCUAGUGGUAUCCAUAGCAACGGUUUCAGUCUGGUACGGAAGGUGAUAGAGAAAGUUGGAAUCAGUCUUGACAUGCCAUCCCCGUUUGGAUCUGGGAUAACCAUAGGAACUAAUCUCCAGGCUCUCAUAGACUACGUCCAGGAACAAAACAACAAUAGUUGUGCAGAGAUUGCACUGGUUAUUUCGAAUAAGUCAGGGGUGCAGGGACUGGAAAGGGCUCGCCAGGCAGGGAUACCUACACAGAUUAUCAACCAUAAAGAUUUUGGAAGUCGUCAAAGCUUUGAUGAGGCUGUUCACAAAGCACUUGUUACCGCAGGAGUGGACAUCGUGUGUUUGGCUGGCUUCAUGAGGAUCCUUACUGGUGAUUUUGUUCGUAAGUGGAAUGGCUGUAUGCUGAAUAUCCACCCCUCUUUGCUGCCAUCCUUCAAGGGACAUGAUGCCCACUGUCAGGUGUUAAAGGCUAAUGUCAGGAUUUCAGGCUGUACCGUACAUUUUGUAGCUGAGGAAAUAGAUUCAGGGGCCAUACUGGUUCAGGAAGCUGUUCCUGUGUAUCCAGACGACACUGAGGCGACCUUAUCGGCCAGGGUCAAGACUGUGGAGCACCGUGCCUUCCCAAGGGCCUUGGAGCUGGUCGCCAGUGGACAGGCCAGACUGGGAGGGGAAGGUCAGAUUAUCUGGUGUCAGUAAAAGGACAAAGGUCACAUUGUCUGAUGUCAGUAAAAGGCCAAAGGUCACACAGACUGCUGUCAUAGAAAGGUCAAAGGUCACAUAGGCUGAUUUCAUUAAAAGGUCGAAGGUCAAAACGUCUGAUGUCGUUAAAAGGUCAAAGGUCACAAAAGAAAAUAAGACUUGUGUCGGUAAAGGACAAAGGUCACACAGACUGUUGUCAUUAAAAGGUCAAAGGUCACAUAAUCUGAUGUCAGUGGAAGGUGAAGGCUUUAUAUUCUGGUGUCCAUUAAUGAAUGUAGAGAGAUUGAAGGGGUAGGGUAUCACCAAGGUAGCAGUAGACAUUAUUUCCUGUGUUACCAUUCAAUGUGGAGGUCAAACUUUAUGACAAGGACAAUUAAACAUGUAAGUUGGUUAUCCAUGUAUGGUGACGUCGCCAAGAUGUUAUCAACUAUUUUAAGUCUGUUGAAAACAAGAUGUAUAUGGAUGUUGUGUAGUAACACCAACUAUUGUGUACCAUGGAAUAGUCUGAGUUAGAUCUGAAAUGCUCUGCUGUUUGUUAUAAUUGUACCAGCUGUAGUGUUCUACUGUCAUUCAAGUUGUAUAAUUGAUUGUAUGAUCACUUCCUGUUAGGAACAAAAGCACAUUAUCGUAGUAUUCCCCAGUAAAUUAGGGUCCCGCAUUCAGAAAAUUGGUAGGACCUAUAUUUAAAUAUCCUAUUUUAAUGAAAUUUGGAUAUAAUAGGGCUUAAGUUAAAGUUAUAGUUUGACAUGAUUUUUGUUGAUAUAUAAUAGAGAGAAAAGUUGAAGGACUACUUUAACAUGGAGAUCUACAAAGAUUUUUCCUAAACUAGUUCUAAUUCAGAUAUGUACCUGUAGUGCUUUUUAUAUGUGUUCAAUAUACAUAUAUGUAUUAGCUGACUGACACUAUAACAUAAUUAUGGUAAAAGAAAAUGGGCCUCCUGUAUCGUCAUGUUUUCCAUGUAAAUUUCCCAACUGCACAAUUAGCAUAUAAUAAAGUUUGCUUAAGGGUUAGUAUCAAACUGUAAUAUUGAAUUACUUCUUACUAAUCGAAACUAAAUGUUUCCUGAUAGGUAAUAUAUACAAGGCAUUAUCGAUGUAUAUAUAUAUAUUGAAAGAUUUUGAUGUCAAUUAAUGCUUUUGAUUUUCUGAUGUUACAUUUAAUGGUUUGUUAUGCACAUGAAAUAAACUGUUAGUUUUA
Molecule: messenger RNA, 3995 nt
Organism: Pecten maximus
Lineage: Eukaryota; Metazoa; Mollusca; Bivalvia; Pectinida; Pectinidae
Product: trifunctional purine biosynthetic protein adenosine-3-like
Biological process (GO): 'de novo' IMP biosynthetic process; adenine biosynthetic process
Cellular component (GO): cytosol
Molecular function (GO): phosphoribosylformylglycinamidine cyclo-ligase activity; phosphoribosylamine-glycine ligase activity; metal ion binding
Source: RefSeq, a predicted model, not a curated record